Molecule: messenger RNA, 720 nt
Organism: Lolium perenne
Lineage: Eukaryota; Viridiplantae; Streptophyta; Magnoliopsida; Poales; Poaceae
Source: RefSeq, a predicted model, not a curated record
AUGUUCAUGCUUAUAUAUGUUGAUGAUAUUAUAGUGGCCAGUUCAUCUCCGGCUGCCACUGAUGCCUUGCUGAAGGUUCUUGGUAAAGCUUUUGCUCUUAAGGAUCUGGGUGAUCUUCAUUAUUUCUUGGGUCUUGAAGUUCACAAAGUACAUGAUGGCAUUGUUCUUAAUCAGGCCAAGUAUGCUCAAGAUGUUUUGGCUCGUGUUGGCAUGACUCAUUGUUCUGGCUCGCCUACCCCUCUCUCGUCUUCUGAGAAGAUCACUGCAAGGGAGGGAGAUAUGCUAGGUCCUGAAGACAGCACCAGGUAUAGGAGUAUGGUCGGUGCAUUGCAGUAUCUUACUCUCACAAGACCUGAUAUUUGCUAUGCUGUCAACAAAGUCUGUCAAUAUUUGCAUGCUCCUACUACUGUCCAUUGGAGAGCUGCAAAGCGAAUUUUGAGAUAUGUGAAGCAGACCAUGAGUUUUGGGUUGACCUUUCUCAAGUCGCACUCAACAUUAUUGAGUGCCUUCUCUGAUGCUGACUGGGCUGGUUGUAGUGCCAAGAAACAAGAUACUGUCUCAAGAUCAAGUACUGAAGCAGAGUAUAAGUCAGUAGCUAAUGCUACAGCUGAAGUCAUUUGGGUGUGGAAGCCAGUGGCUAGGAGGAAGGACCGCGGGACAGUGGAGUGGACGAUUGGCUGGAUCCGCGCCCUCCACUCGACCAUCAGGGACAGCGAGUAG